Molecule: messenger RNA, 684 nt
Organism: Cavia porcellus (domestic guinea pig)
Lineage: Eukaryota; Metazoa; Chordata; Mammalia; Rodentia; Caviidae
Product: vomeronasal type-2 receptor 116-like
Exons: 2
Coding region: 1-684 (227 amino acids)
Biological process (GO): G protein-coupled receptor signaling pathway
Cellular component (GO): plasma membrane
Molecular function (GO): G protein-coupled receptor activity
Source: RefSeq, a predicted model, not a curated record
AUGCCCAGUGACUUUCUCCCAAACCGGGAAACUCAGCUGGCAGCUAAGGCCAACAACCAGGCUCUCAGCUACACCCUGCUCAUCUCUCUCACCUUCUGUUUCCUCUGUUCGUUGCUCUUCAUUGGCCAUCCCAAAACAGCCACCUGCAUCCUCCAGCAGACCACAUUUGCAGUUGUCUUCACUGUGGCUGUUUCUUCUGUCUUGGCCAAAACCAUUACUGUGAUGCUGGCCUUUAAGAUCACUGCUCCAGGCAGCAGGAUGAGGCAGUUGCUGGUAUCAGGGGCACCAAACUACAUCAUCCCCACCUGUUCCAUGAUCCAACUCACUCUCUGUGGCAUCUGGAUGGGGACAAUUCCACCCUACAUUGACACAGAUGCACACUCUGAGCUUGGCCACAUCAUCAUUGUGUGCAACAAGGGCUCCCUCACUGCCUUCUACCGUGUCUUGGGUUACCUGGACUCCCUGGCCCUGCUCAGCUUCACGAUGGCUUUCCUGGCCAGGAACCUGCCUGACACAUUCGAUGAAGCCAAAUUCCUGACAUUUAGUAUCCUGAUGUUCUGCAGUGUGUGGAUCACUUUUCUCCCUGUUUACCACAGCAGCAAGGGGGAGGUGAUGUUGGGCAUGGAGGUCUUCUCCAUCUUGGCCUCCAGUACAGGGCUUCUGGGCUGCAUUCUUUGUCCCUAA